UCUGUUUCCUCUCUUCUCUCUCUGCCAGGUGCACCUGCAGCCUCAAGCCAUGUCCUGCAACACCCAGUGCCGUCCCUGCCAGCCCUGUGGCCCCACCCCAUUGGCCAACAGCUGCAAUGAGUGCUGUGUCAGGCAGUGCCAGAGCUCCACCGUCGUCAUUGAGCCACCUGCUGUGGUGGUGACCCUGCCCGGCCCCAUCCUCAGCUCCUUCCCACAGAACACCGUGGUGGGAUCCUCCACCUCUGCUGCUGUUGGCAGCAUCCUCAGCAGUGACGGAGUUCCCAUCAACUCCGGGGGCUUUGACCUCUCCUGCAUCACCAGGCGCUACGGUGGCAACAGAUGCCGUCCAUGCUAA
Messenger RNA from Sturnus vulgaris (Common starling), 355 nucleotides. The record is from RefSeq and is a predicted model, not a curated record. NCBI's taxonomy places the organism in Eukaryota, Metazoa, Chordata, Aves, Passeriformes, Sturnidae.